CGCGAGGAAAACUUUGCAGCGUUUUUUCUCGAUAAUAAGUGGUUAUUAUGGGAAUUCAAGGGCUUCUUCCACUAUUAAAGUCUAUUCAGGUCAAAACACAUAUCAAACAAUAUUCAGGAAAAACCAUAGGCGUAGAUGCGUAUAUAUGGCUUUAUAAAGGGGCGUUUUCAUGCGCAUGGGAUCUUGCAUUAGGGGAAUUAACGGAAAAAUAUGUUGAUUAUGCGAUGCACCGAGUUAAAAUGCUUAAACAUUAUGGAAUUAAGCUAUUUAUUGUAUUUGACGGAGGGUAUUUACCAAGCAAAGAGAAGACAGAGUGCGAGAGGGGAAAAAAACGGGCAGAAAGUAAAGCAAAAGGGCUAGAAUUUCUUUCACAGAAUAAAAAACGACUAGCAAUGGAGCAAUUCCAAAAAUGUAUCAAUGUUACGCCUGAAAUGGCGUAUAAAUUUAUUAAGGCAUUAAGACGCGAAAAUGUGGAUUAUGUUGUUGCACCAUAUGAAGCAGAUGCUCAAUUGGCAUAUUUAGAAAAGCAGGGAAUCAUUCAUGCUAUUCUUACGGAGGAUUCGGAUCUUUUAGUUUUUGGAUGCAAAUGUAUUCUUCUGAAACUGGACCAAUACGGAGAAUGCAUUGAAAUUAAAAGAGAGAAGUUUCGACAAGUCAAGGAAAUCGAUUUAUCAGGAUGGUCAGAUGAAGAAUUUCGAUGUAUGGCUAUUCUUUCGGGAUGCGAUUAUCUAGAAGGUAUUCCUGGUGUAGGAUUGAAAACAGCAUAUCGACUAUUAAAAAAACAUAAAACAAUUGAUCAGCUUUUAAAAGUAAUCAUGUCAGAAUACGCACUUAAAAUCCCACAUGAUUAUGAGAAGCAAUUUAAUUUUGCAAAUCUAACAUUUAUGCAUCAACGUGUAUAUUGUUUGGAUAGGAAAAGUAUUGUCAUGUGGAACGAGCCAAAAACUUCACUAGGAGAGAAUGUCGAUAGAAUUGCUGGUCCAGAUAUACCAGCAGAUAUUGUUCAAGGAUUAAUACGUGGAGAAAUUAAUCCAAUAACAAGACUUCCAAUUCAUGUAUCAUUAAAUGGAAUUCAAGCAUUUAACAAGACUAAAGGAAAUAUACAGUAUCCAAAUGAAUACUGCAUGUUGGCUAAACAAGGAAAAGAAAGCCCUUUCAACAAUCAUUCUAUUUCACCUCUUUUCGCUUUGCCUACGAAUAAUUCCCGACCACAGGUCUUAUCUGUUCUUAAUGAUAAUGCAAAAAGGCCAUUGACAAAUGAUAUUUCCCGACAGACAGAAGCAAAACAUUUCAAGGAAACCUUUCAGGACAAAAAACACCUUGUAUCAAAGAUCAAUCAGGAAAAUAUUCAUCAAACAAAUCAUAUUCUUAAUAAAGAUAGCUCUUUUCCUCAUCAAAAAAAAACAAAUGUUCAUAUAAUCAAAGAAGAAAGUCAAAUAAAAGCUACAGAAAAUACAAACAACAAAGAAGACAUUAAUCAUAAAAGCAUCGCUGUAGAUUUAGAUAAUUCAUAUCCUAAUCAUUUGAAUUCAUUUGAAACUUCCAAGAGUUCAGAAUGUCAAAUACUAGAUAAAUGUCCUUGGUUUAAUGACGUUUUUCCAGAAAAGAAUAAUAUACAUUCAAAAUCUCAAAAAAUAGACAUUUACGAAGAUAAGGAACUUUAUAGCAGUAUUAUUUCGAAUUGGCGUCAAUUGCAUACACAAACUUCAAAUGAUUAUGCUAAAGCUCACUUUCCUUUACAUCAAAUAGCUACUCAAAACACUUUUAUAAAACAUAAUUCAGAACCAACAGAAGAGUGCAAAAUAUCUAAAGGAACACCAUGUGCUAGGAGAUUACCAUCUUGUUUUAUAUUUUCAACAAAUUCUACAGAAAAAAUUGGGGAAAAUAAAUUUUGAUAUUUAAACAAUAUUAAUACAUUUCUAUCUUUGAAAAACAACCAUA
Messenger RNA from Pneumocystis carinii B80, 1941 nucleotides. RefSeq lists its product as hypothetical. Gene Ontology annotation, cellular component: nucleus. Bases 48 to 1895 code for a protein of 615 amino acids. The record is from RefSeq and is a predicted model, not a curated record. Gene Ontology annotation, molecular function: 5'-3' DNA exonuclease activity; 5'-flap endonuclease activity; DNA binding. Gene Ontology annotation, biological process: DNA recombination; mismatch repair; DNA double-strand break processing. Lineage: Eukaryota; Fungi; Ascomycota; Pneumocystomycetes; Pneumocystales; Pneumocystaceae. The transcript has 7 exons.